AAAAGCAGAGCAGGUUCACCUAGCUCGGUUCGUUCUCGGAGGUUUCUCAGAAGGAUCAGAAAUGGCCAAAGGAUCUUGCAUGUCCAAGGCCUUGGUUGUGAGCAUCGGGAUCCUCACAGUUUCUUCUGUUUGUGGUUUAGUGAUGAUGGCUGUGAUUUACAAGAUUCAAAUAGAUACAUUUCCUCCGGUGAGCCCACCGCCUCCAACUAGACCUACAGUUAUUCCAACAGGACUUCCACCGACUCUCAGGCUUCCGGAUAAUUUGAUUCCAGAGAGCUACAAAGUCUUCAUUCAACCGUACCUUUACGCAGCGAUCACUAACAACUAUACAAACCAAUCCUUCGCUUUCACUGGAAACUCUACUGUAAGAGUGAAGUGCACUGAAAUCACCAAGAGCAUAUUUCUUCACGCUCAGGACAUAAAUGUGACGACCUUGGAAGUGAGAAAAUCGGAUUCAAACGAGAAAUUGUCAGUGAAUGGAUAUAAAAUUCAUCACAAUGAAAGCAACUUCCUCGAGAUCCAACUCGAGGAUAAAAUGUCUGGAAAUGAAACCUAUGAUAUAUUCACCAAAUUCGAAGGAGAACUUUUUGACGGCUUGGAUGGGUUUUAUGUGAGCCGGUACACAGAGAAAGGAGGAGAAGAUGAGGAUCAGGAGAGAUUCCUCGCCACCAGUCUGCUGCAACCCACAAACGCCAGGAAAGUGUUUCCGUGCUUUGACGAGCCAGCGCUGAAGGCUGUGUUUCAUAUUACUAUUAUCCACAAACCUGACACUGUUGCCCUGUCCAAUGAAAUAGGAGAUGCACAUCAGACAGAAAUAGAUGGAGAAGAAUGGAUUGUGACUACAUUUGAAAAGACCCCCGUCAUGUCAACUUAUUCUUUGGCUUUUGCUGUAUCUGAUUUUGAAUUUAAAACGAGAUCUUCUGGUACAAAAAUAAAUACAUAUGCUCGGCGUGAUGCUAUUAAUGCUGGCUAUGUUGACUACGCACUUGAAGCAACAGGGAAUAUCCUGAGUCUGUAUGAGAAGGUAUUUGGAUCGAAAUACCUACUAAAAAAAAUAGACCAGAUCGCUUUGCCAGACGUCAGUGUAGGAGCAGUGGAAAACUGGGGUUUCAUUUCAUAUCAGGAGUCAGGUCUGCUAUAUGAUAAAUAUACAGCAUCGACGUUUGACCGAGAACGAGUGGCCGCUCUGAUCGCUCAUGAAUUAGCACAUCAGUGGUUUGGAAACCUUGUUACUAUGCGCUGGUGGAAUGAGCUAUGGCUGAAUGAAGGAUUUGCGACAUACAUGUCAUACAUUGGGGUGGAAGCUGAAGGCUGGAACUUAAGAGAUCUGAUUGUUCUCAGAGAAACCCAGACGGCCUUUCAAAUGGAUGCCUUAAACUCUUCCCAUCCUCUCAGCUUGCAGGAUUACGAUGUUCAGACUUUCUCUCAGAUCACAGAGCUUUUUGAUGACAUCACCUACAGCAAGGGUGCUGCGGUGUUGAGAAUGCUGGCCACAUUCAUGACCGAGGAAGCAUUUAUGAAAGGAAUCCAGAUGUAUCUUGCCAAGUUUCAGAACAACAACACUGUGUACAAAGAUCUUUUGAAAUGCUUGCAAGAGGAGACAAAAGAAGACGUGGAAGGCUUCAUGAGCACAUGGAUUGAGCAAGUGGGGUAUCCAGUAAUCACCAUUAUUACCCAGACGGGGGAGACCACUCAAGAACACUUUUUAUUAAAGCAAACACAGGGCCAUAAUAUUGCAUGGCAAGUUCACAUCAGAUACAUUAAGGCCAGAGAUUUGACAGUGAAAAAUGAUAUACUGAAAGUAAAAGGUCCAGUCCGGAGGCCACACUUUCAACUUCAAGACAAUGACUGGCUUCUCGCAAACGUCAACUGCACUGGCUUUUUCCGCGUCAACUACGAUGAAAAAAACUGGAAUAAACUUCUUAUACAACUUGAAGGAAAUCAUCACGUCAUUCCAGUCAUCAAUCGAGGGCAGUUAAUUGAUGACGCUUUCAAUAUUGCAAGGGCUCACCGCCUCAACGUCACUAUUGCACUAAGUCUAACAAAGUACCUGGUAAAUGAUACUGAAUAUAUUCCAUGGGAGUCAACACUGAAAAACCUGGAUCAUUUAGUCCUUAUGUUUGAUCGCUCUGAGGUCUACGGUCCAAUAACGAAAUACAUACGCAAUCUAAUCACACCACUAUAUGACCACUUUGAGGAGUACACAAUAAAUGGGACCAUUCCUGAAAAACACACUGAGCAGUAUAACCAGGUAAAUGCUAUUUCAGUAGCCUGCAGCAAUGGCCUUACUAAGUGCACAAAAAUGGCUAGAAGUCUAUUCGAAGAUUAUAAAAAUGGCACAAAUAACAUUCAUCCGAAUUUGAGGAAAGCAAUCUACUGCAGUGCAAUAGCUACCGGUGAUGAGUAUGAUUGGGAAUUUGCUUGGAAGGAAUACCAAAGAGCCACGGUCCCUGCCGAGAAAGACAAACUAAGAUACGCUUUAUCAUGCACCAAAGAAAUCUGGCUGCUGAACAGAUAUCUUCAGUACACUCUUGACCCUUCAAAGAUAAGAAAGAUGGAUAUGGUCCCUACUAUAAACUACAUCGCCAAAAAUGUCGCCGGCCAGCCCCUCGCUUGGGAUUUUGUCCGUGGGCACUGGUCCUACAUGACCCAAGAGUAUGGAGCGGGAGCCAUGACUUUAGGCAGUCUGUUAGACGCCGUGACAAAAAGAUUCUCCACAGCCGUCGAACUCGAAGAGCUGAAGCAGUUUCAGAGGGAGCAGGAAGAGAAAAAUCAGACCCUUGCUGCUCAAGCUUUGGAGCAGGUCAUUGAAAGGACAGAGGCCAAUAUUAACUGGGUGAAAGAAAACAAGCAGAUUGUUAAGGACUGGUUCAUUGGAGAGCUGUAGGAUUUUUUUUCGUUUUUGUAGGCCCGGACAAUCAGAGUAUGCUCGGUGGAGCCAAUACAAUCAAAAACAGAUGUAAAGGCGUUCCAUAAUGAAAGCAACACCCUCCUGUGUUUCUGAGAUGGUUUUCAACAAAAGACCACUUUCACUGGAAAAUUAUUUAUGCUUUAGAAGGGAAGAACAAAGAACGUGCAAUUUUUAAAUGGCUACAUAACACAUUUUCUACGCUAUGUUGAGAAGUUAACGCCAAUCUAUUGUGUACAUUAUAGAAAAGGCCAAGAAUGAAUGUUUAGGACAACUUAAUUUAUUGCCUUUACUAUAAUUUAGUUGAUAUUACUGACUACGUAUUGUUUACAGUGAUGAAAUCACAUCUAGGGACAUUUUAAAAGAGCACAGUAUGUCAUUAUUUUUAUCUGUAUAGUUUAAUUAAAAAACUUAAAAAUAUACUAUGUUAAUAUUUUGAAAUAUUACCAUUUUAUAGAAUCACAGCCAUUAUUUUGAUCUCUGUGAAUGAUUGAAAACCAAAUGACGGGUUAUGAUGUGUGUUUUUAUGAUACUUGAUAUUUUUAUUGUAGUCAAACAUGUAAAUCUUUAAAUAAAGUGCAAUCUUUUUACAUAAA
Messenger RNA from Puntigrus tetrazona (Sumatra barb), 3504 nucleotides. RefSeq names its product alanyl (membrane) aminopeptidase a (gene anpeplb). Gene Ontology annotation, molecular function: metalloaminopeptidase activity; peptide binding; zinc ion binding. Lineage: Eukaryota; Metazoa; Chordata; Actinopteri; Cypriniformes; Cyprinidae. The record is from RefSeq and is a predicted model, not a curated record. The coding region runs from base 62 to 2887 and encodes 941 amino acids. Gene Ontology annotation, cellular component: cytoplasm. The transcript has 21 exons. Gene Ontology annotation, biological process: proteolysis; peptide catabolic process.